AUGUCUGCUCCCGCUGUUUUGCUGAAAUCCGGUGUCGUGUACGGCCAAGACGUCCACGACCUCUUCGACUGGGCGAGAAAGCAAGAGUUUGCCAUCCCCGCCAUCAACGUCACCUCGUCGUCGACGGUGGUGGCGGCGUUGGAAGCCGCCAGAGACAACAACGCCCCCAUCAUCUUGCAGACCUCGCAAGGUGGCGCCGCGUUCUUUGCCGGUAAGGGCAUUGACAACAAGGACCAGACGGCUUCGAUCGAAGGUGCCAUCGCCGCCGCCCACUACAUCAUCUCCAUUGCCCCCGCCUACGGCAUCCCCGUGGUGUUGCACACCGACCACUGCGCCAAGAAGUUGUUGCCGUGGUUCGACGGCAUGUUGGAAGCCGACGAAAAGCACUUUGAAAAGUUCGGCCACCCGUUGUUCUCGUCGCACAUGUUGGACUUGUCGGAAGAAACUGACGAAGAAAACAUCGCCGUGUGCCAAAAGUACUUCAAGAGAAUGGCCAAGAUGGACCAAUGGCUCGAAAUGGAAAUCGGGAUCACCGGGGGUGAAGAAGACGGUGUCAACAACGAGCACGCCAAGAGAGACGCGUUGUACACCUCGCCCGAACGCGUGUUCAGCGUCUACGAAGGUCUUCAACCGAUCUCGCCCAACUUCUCCAUUGCCGCCGCCUUCGGUAACCAACACGGUGUCUACAAGACCCCCGCCGAAUUGAAGCCCGAGAUCUUGGCCGACCACCAAGCCUACGCCCACAAGAAGAUCGGUGGCAGCAACCCCAAGCCCCUUUUCCUCGUCUUCCACGGGGGUUCGGGUUCGUCGCAACAAGAAUUCGACACCGCCAUCAAGAACGGGGUGGUCAAGGUCAACUUGGACACUGACUGUCAAUGGGCCUACUUGCUGGGGGUCAGAGACUACAUCCUCUCGAAGAAGGACUACUUGUUGACCGCCGUCGGUAACCCUGAAGGCGACGACAAGCCCAACAAGAAGUACUACGACCCCAGAGUGUGGGUGAGAGAAGGGGAAAAGUCGAUGUCGAAGCGGAUCACCGAGGCGUUGGACAUCUUCCACACCAAGGGCCAAUUGAAGAAGUAA
Molecule: messenger RNA, 1083 nt
Organism: Diutina rugosa
Lineage: Eukaryota; Fungi; Ascomycota; Pichiomycetes; Serinales; Debaryomycetaceae
Gene: FBA1
Product: fructose-bisphosphate aldolase
Exons: 1
Coding region: 1-1083 (360 amino acids)
Biological process (GO): gluconeogenesis; glycolytic process
Cellular component (GO): cytosol
Molecular function (GO): fructose-bisphosphate aldolase activity; zinc ion binding
Source: RefSeq, a predicted model, not a curated record